UUUAUGUUUUAUUGGGCUGUUAAAAUUUGGUGGAUUGUCUAAUGUUAGAUUUUUUCACUCGCAUUUUGAGGCCCAUUAUAUUUAUUAAGCCCAUGUUUGAGAGAGUACGUAAAACGCGCUCGACGACACUCACAGCAGCGAAGUGAAGUGAAAUCCCUAAAUUUCUCACCUGAGUCUGUUCUCUGCAAGUCGGAGAAGAAGAAGCUGAAGACAUCGGGAGGUUGGUUGCUUAACGGCUUAUUUCUUAGUUCCGCCAAUGUAUUCCCCGAAGAGGAAGAGGAAUACGGUGACGACGACGACGAAGAAACCAUCGCUUAAGAAAAAGAAGCUAUCACAUUCACCGCCGCCGACGCCGAUUCCGUCACUUCCUGACGAUAUGUUAUUGAGUAUCUUCGCACGCGUCUCGAGAGUGUAUUACCCGAUUCUCUCUCUCGUAUCCAAGAGCUUUCGAUCUCUCAUUGCAUCACCUGAGCUUUACGAGACUCGGUCACUCUUAGGCCGGACCGAGAGCUGUCUCUAUCUGUGUUUACAGGAGAGGAAUCCUGAUAGUAACCCUCUCUGGUUCACUCACUGCCUCAAACCUGAUCGAACCCUAACUAAAGGCACCAGGAAGACUAAGAAGACGAAGAAGUCAAGGGGCAACAUUCUGAUCCCAAUCCCAGUUCCAAAUCCUCCUCUUGCGCACUGGUCAGGUCACGCUUCCGUUGGUUCUGAUAUCUACUUCUUUGGCGGAUACAUUGAGAAUGAGAAUGUGCCUUCAUCUAGAGUCUUGGUCCUAGACUGCCGGUCUCACACGUUGCGUGAAGCUCCAAGCAUGAAGAGGGAAAUGUUACACACUUUUGCUACCGUCAUUGAUGGAAAGAUCUAUGUAGCUGGAGGCAACCAAGACGAGGAUACAGAUUCCUUGUACCCGAUCGAGAUAUUCGACUCAAAGACCCAAAUUUGGGAUCAUAUGCCCAUUCCUUAUUGGGGGCAAAACUGGGGUGGUCUAUCAAUAAGCGCAUGUGUUGAAGGAAAGUUCUGCAUGGUGUUUGGGAGGAUGGCUAUGGCUUAUGAUCUAGAGGAAUGUAGAUUGGACUUUGUCGAUUGUCAGAUGGCUCGGAGUUGGUGUUGGUCUUGUAAUUGCACUAUAGAUAAUGUUUUGUUCCGUUAUGGUGGAGCUAUCCGAUGGUAUGACACUAAGCAGAGUUUGUGGAAAAAUGUGAAAGGUUUGAAAGGACUACUACCUAAGUUUGGCAAGAAUGUCUAUGUGAAGUUGGUGGAUUAUGGUGGAAAGAUGGCUGCUUUUUGGGCCAGUCUUGUGUCUCCUCGUAAAGGUAAGUACAAGACAAUUUGGUGCGCGGUGAUUGCGCUUGAAAGGCCCAACAGUGAGGAGAUUUGGGGGAAGGUCGAGUGGUAUGAGGCAGUGCUUACAGUCCCCGUGUCAUAUGAAUUCGAGCAUGCUCUUGCUGUUAUCGUUUGAUGAAUGACAUACAGGACAGGCUUGGAUGUGGUGAAACGUUUUGUUGGUAUUGUAUCAUUUUGUUGGAUGAUUGUGUAUUGUCUUUUUUUGGCUUUAUGCUGUUGACAUUGUUUCACUUGUAAACCUUUGAUAAUGGUUAGCUUAUUUCUCUA
This is a messenger RNA of Camelina sativa (false flax), 1614 nucleotides long. The record is from RefSeq and is a predicted model, not a curated record. NCBI's taxonomy places the organism in Eukaryota, Viridiplantae, Streptophyta, Magnoliopsida, Brassicales, Brassicaceae.